AUGAAUUUGUCCAAGCCCACUGCAUUGGCGGCUUUUGCAGCAAAACAACAACUUCUCGAUGAUCUCGGUAUUCCUGAUGGAGGUAAACCGGGUAAGGCGGUAACACAAUUGAAGGCGUUUGAUGGGGCGAGCGAUGUCGGCGCAAACCACAAACAACUCAAACAAUUAAAUCCUCUUGGAGGUGGCGUGUUGACAGCCCCGGUGAAGCCACUCAAAGCUUUGAAUGCGUUACACAUGAGCGAUGGUGAUCGAGGAUCUCCAUCCCGUAAGUUGGUAGAGAUGUCAACGGCCUUGACCCCAAUGCCUCCGUUAAAGUCAACAGAGGUAGACAAGGCGAGGAGCGAUGGUGUCGAUACUCAUAACGUGCCUAUUACUGCUUCAUCACCUCGACUCGCUAAAACAGGUUUAAAGACUCUUGCUACGACAGAUAAUGAUGGAAAUGGUAAAUCCCUUGUAAGUGAUUCAGAGAAGACGACGAAGAAGGUUGCUGAUUACGUCGCUGCGAGUGACGCCAACACUGCUCCAACUCAAGACGAAACAACUCAAAAGGAACGCGAAGUGAUCAGCACUAAACUUGAAGACAGUGACGACGACAAUUUUGAUUUUGACGAUAGCGAUGAUGCGAAGGAAAACGCAAAAUAUUCGGAGGAAAAGGCAAGUUCACCACCAUCGGCGACUGAACUGCGCCCAACGUCCGUUGAUGUUGAGGAGCUGUACGACUGUCCACCAGAGGCUGCUGAUGAAGCCUCACACAGUCAGCAACGAAGAGAACCAAAGAUGUUUCUGCCUCGGGCGAGUGACAUCGAAUUAUUUCAGUUGGUUCUUACGGAGGACACUGAUCAAUUAGAGCGAUGUCUACAGAAAAUAUCCCCUCAAGAGAUACUUGAAAUCGUGGAUGCGAAUGAGCGCACCCUGUAUCACUACGCUGCUCUCUCAAAAGACAAACUAGUGCAGGAUUUAAUUUUCCAGCACGUGAAUUCCUGUCAUGACGCACAAUUUGAGAUGGAGGUGCAGGCUCUGAUGAGAAAGAAAGCUCAGAUGAAUGCCUGGAUGCAAGACACUGAAGUACAUGGAAAAGAUUGGAUACCACCUCGAGUGAAAGAGCUACAACGUGAGACGACGAAGCAAAAGUGUGCCGACUGGGCAAGAAUUUGUGCCAGAGUGGACGAGAAUGGCCGCUCAUUAUUUCAUUACAUUUCCACAACGACAUCUUUGAUUCCUAUUGACGAUAACUAUGAGCUUUGUAGUGUCCUUCGCGCCCAGCCCAAUAUACUCUCUGCUAAAGAUAAAUUCAAAAAGCUGGCUCUUCAUUAUGCCGUUGAGACUGGAAAUCUAAAGCUAGUCAAGUGGUUCUUUCAAAUGAUCAUGAAAUUGAACCAAGCGGACGUGGACCUGCUGCUCUCGUUCAAUAUGUCACGAGUCAUGGAGAACGUCCUUAUGCGCCAGCUUGAAGCAAUCGACUAUCGUAAAUAUUAUCUCACGACUUCGAAGCAUAGUGGGGGUGAAGAAGUCGGUACAUGUGAUCCUGGAGUCAGUACCUUUGUGCUAGCUAAACUACAGAGGAAAGCAGAACACGGUGCUGGACGUCUGCACCAGCUACCAAUUCACCGCGCAGCAAUGUUCGGAAACAUCCGCGCUGUGGAACUUCUUCUAGAGGAAGAAACAGACCCUAAUGCCAGAGAUGCAAACAAAUGGACCCCUCUGCAUUAUUGUGCGGACGAGGCAACUGCCAGGCAUCUGGCCAUUGCCCAACUACUCGUAGAAUUGCCGAAACCUGUUGAUAUUAAUGCAAAGUCACUGAAAGGAAGAUCGCCACUUCACAUCGCCGUUCGAUCAAGAAAACACAAAAUACGAAACAACAAUGGGGCAGAGAUGUGUGAAUCCCACAAUCGACUUUUGUUCGUGACUUAUCUUCACGAAUACAAGGCGGAUUUGGAUCUCAAAGACAACCACGGAGCCACGCCGUUACUUCUGGCUUGUUGUGGCGAUGACGUUGAUGUAACGAGAUUUCUUUUACGUGCUGGAUGUGAUCCGACUGCAACGGGGGACAACAAGUGGAACCCGCUGCAUUUUGCAGCAAUUCACGGAAAUCCGAGUAUGGUGCUGUUCCUGCUGUCGUGGGAUGCUGACUCGAGACUAUGGAUCGAUUCACCCGGUAUCCAGGGAAGGAAGCCCGUUGAUAUUUCAAAAACUGAUAAUAUCCGGCAAAUGCUAACUAACCUUUGGAUGGAAUGCUACAACGGGAAUGUUAAUAACGUCAGACGGCUGCUGUUAGCUCGCUCGAAAACCUCACGAUCGUCAAAGGAAACUGGAGUAGUAUCUGUGACAGAUAAAACAGCCCAAGCAGAGAGGACACCACUUCAUCUGGCAGUUUUGGGAUACAUGAACACUUUGGAGCCACCGCACGAUGAGCGUCCUAAACACGCAAAAUCAUCCGAACUGAAGAGAUCAGCGCCCGGUCGAUAUUUGCAGACCGCAGUCCUCUUGCUUCAAGCCGGAGCUGACUUGUGUGCUGCAGAUAAGUGGGGAAUCACCCCACUCAUGCUUGCAGCUGGCAUCAAGGACGCUAUCUUCAUGGAAACGCUUCUUGAUCGUUGGUCAAAGGACAGCAACUUGCUAGUCACCGAUGCGGACGGAAACGCUGCUUUGCACCACAGUUAUGCGUUCUGUCAGGCCCAAAUCUCAACAAUGCUGGAAGAUCUGAUGGACGACUCAGACAUUGAGAACAAACUCGGCAAGUCACCAUUCGAGAUGACCGGAUAUCGCGAUAAAAUCUACCCAAAAGGGUACCUUGAUUUCCAACGACAGCAGCAAGAUCUACGAAACCGAAGGUGCAAGUGAAGAGCUUAACAAAUAUUGAUACACAGC
Molecule: messenger RNA, 2868 nt
Organism: Phytophthora nicotianae INRA-310
Lineage: Eukaryota; Oomycota; Peronosporomycetes; Peronosporales; Peronosporaceae
Exons: 11
Coding region: 1-2841 (946 amino acids)
Molecular function (GO): protein binding
Source: RefSeq, a predicted model, not a curated record